UUUCGUGUGCUUUUUAUUUUUAUUUAUUUAUUUUUUUAGUAAUCGAUUUGCACGGUCGUGCAUCUGCUUACAGUCCGCAAUAUGACACUAAUCUUUGUGCUACGUUAGAUUGGAGCAGGUACGGGGAAAUGAUAUCAGUGCGUAUUCUUUUUUUUUUCCAUCAAGGGAUCAGUGUUCAUGUGUGGGAAGGAGAAGGAGUGUGUGGGAGCGUGUCUGCAGGUUUCUGGGUAGCUGGCUCUCCUCAUUUCCCUCGUCACUGAGUGGUUCUGAGAGGACACGUGAUGGAUUAAAGACCAUGACUGGUGUCUCUUUAUGUCCUUGAUUCUGAUAUCGGUGUCCGGGAGACUCAAGGGAAGGGUGUCUCGCCACUGAGCCUCAUGGUCUGGGACGGAGUGAAUACUGAGGCAACGCUUAACGAAAUUAUUGGACACACUUCUAAUAGUUUCAUUCUGUGAACAGAUUUUCUUUUAGCUGUGAUUGAGACGCAUAUCACUCGUGUUCAUUUUAACAGACAAGCAAGGAGGAGCUUGUAGAGCAGGAGCUCUUUGCUAACCACGCAUCGAGGCCCCACGCACCGCCUUGGAGAGCGAGAGCGUCCGAAGGGAGCGGGAGGGAGGGGAGCACCGAGGCCCGCCGCCGCUUCUAACCGCCGGCCGCCUCAGUCUCUCGCUGCCUUCAGCAGAGCACGGCUGGACUCCUGCUCCCCUGAAGCCAGCCUUCGACUCUUGUUCUGACAACUUCAAUAUUUAUUGACCUCGCCUGUUCAAAAUGUGAUAGCGAUCAAUAAGCAACAUGUGAAGCUCGCCGCGAGGCUGGUUGUUGUUCGUGGCUAAACGCGAGGAAAUAAUGAUAAAGUUUCUGCGAACUUUAUAAAUCGAAUUUGAAUUUUUUUAGGAUUUUCUCAAAUAAUAUCUACAGGGAGAAGAGCUGGGGCCCGUGUGGGCCAUCCAGAUUGUGGGUGAAUAAUGCUUCAACAUGGAACCAUUCAUAUCAAAGUUUUGAUUAUAACACACAAAAGUUGACAAACUCGACUCAUAGUUUCUGUUCUUCAAAGUUCGCCCCAAAAGACACGAUGAACGUCUCGUACCCUUACGUGAUAGACUCGAACUGCACGCUAGCGGGUCUCACUGCCUUCGAGUUGCUGAAUGAGUCGACAUGGGAUCCGUUGCAGAACGUGAGUCUGGAGGAAGAUGCAGACUUCAUGAACUGCUCCUACCUGAGGCACAUCGUGAACCUGAAUUGCUCGAGCACCGACCACUUGUGCCGCUGUACCCGCGACAUAUAUUGGUCUUACUGCUCCGAGACGCCCGCCUACUACUCGUACAUCUACCGCAUCAUCGGAACGCUGUUCCAAGGCAUCAUCCUGGUGAUCGGCGUGAUCGGCAACGUGAUGGUGGUGAUCGUGGUGGCCAAGAACAAGAACAUGACCACGCCCACUAACUGUUACCUCGUCAGCCUUGCCAUUGCCGACUGUGCCGUGCUCAUAGCCGCCGUUCCCCAAGAGAUCGUCAGUUACUACCUCAUCGGUAAUCACUGGAUCUGGGGGCGGGUGGGGUGUGCCAUCAUGAUCUUCCUGCAACACCUGGGGAUCAACGCGAGUUCCCUGAGCCUGACGGCCUUCACGGUGGAACGCUACAUUGCCAUUUGCCACCCGAUGAAGGCACAGACAGUAUGCACGGUGGAACGCGCCAAAAAGAUCACACUGCUGGUGUGGGUGUUCGCGACGUGUUAUUGCUCGCCGUGGCUCUACCUCACCACUGUCGUCCCCCAAACCUACGCCGUCGACUACCCCACCGAGGAGUGUACAUUCAAGCUGUCCAGAGACCAGUACUUCCUCUACUACUUCCUCGACAUCAUCGUGUUCUACAUAGUGCCGCUGCUGCUGUCGUGCGUGCUGUACACCCUCAUAGCCAGGAUACUGUUCACCUCGCAGGUCCCCAAGAAUCCCACAGUCAACGGACACCACGACAAGAAGAGGGUCAGCUCCCCGCGUGUCCAGGUGGUCAAGAUGUUGGUGGUGGUGGUGGCCAUCUUUGCGACGCUGUGGCUCCCCUACCGCACCCUCCUCGUCUACAACUCAGUGCUUGCCAUGUUUGGCCACAGCACCUACAAGGAUUUGUGGUACCUGCUCUUCGCUAAAACCUGCAUCUUUAUCAACAGCGCCAUCAACCCAAUCCUGUACAACGCUCUCUCUGUCAAGUUCAGGAGAGCCUUCAAACGCAUGCUGUCUUGUGGUAAGCCACGCCCCGAACAGUGGGCCAUGACGAUGUUCUACAGUGAGGGCGGGAAGCGGCCUGCCUCGCGCAUCACGGGGGGCGUGGCGGUGGGGGGCAGAGGGCCAGGCUCCACGCGGACACGAGGCAGCCUGGGCAUCGGAAGGAGUCGUCCUCGCCGCGCCAACCAUACCCACCCAGCAGCAACAGACAGACCCCUACCAUGGACACGCCGCUCAACCCCCCUCCACCUCCGUUACCAUGGACCCCUAGAGACCUCCGCAGUCCCAGUGUGGUGCCUCGGGUCACAGGUCUUAGCCUCACUAACAAUGUCCUCCCACCGGCACUUCCUUCACGUGGCGUAGCUUGUCCCCAUUGGUUCCAGUGCUGUUGUUGAGGGUAUGCAUGAGACUGACCACUUCAUUGCUGUGUUCAUUAUCAUACACCUUGCGUGCGUCGCCUCUCAUCCAUCGUAUCAUGUCUAGUUGGCGGUGUGUAUUUUCGUGUUAGGUCAUUGUGGGAGGAGGAAAGAGUGAACGUGUAAAAAGGAUGGGAGAGAGAGAGAGAGAGAGAGAGAGAGAGAGAGAGAGAGAGAGAGAGAGAGAGAGAGAGAGAGAGAGAGAGAGAGAGAGAGAGAGAGAUUGUGUUGUUUUUGUUUACGUGUGUCUCUCUCUCUCUCUGUUUGUGUGUGUGUGUGUGUGUGUGUGUGUGUGUGUGUGUGUGUGUGUGUGUGUGUGUGUGUGUGUGUGUGUGUGUGUGUCAAUGAAUAUAAUUGUGGGUCUUCCGUUUCUUUGAUGAAAAAAAAAAAGUUCAUACAUAAAACAAGCAAGGUUCUCCAAGACCUUCCAGAGUCAACAUCAAUAAGGAGAAAUAAACAGACUCACUUCCUAUCAUUUCCUACAUCCUUCCUCUCUUGACCACUUCAAUUCAAGCAGCGCCUUCCUUCAGAUGAAGUAUUGAAUCAUCAACGUUUGUAAUACGUCUCUCUUGCUAAAAAAUAAAUAAAUAAAUAAAUAAAUAGAUAAAAAUAA
Molecule: messenger RNA, 3244 nt
Organism: Scylla paramamosain (green mud crab)
Lineage: Eukaryota; Metazoa; Arthropoda; Malacostraca; Decapoda; Portunidae
Product: thyrotropin-releasing hormone receptor-like
Exons: 4
Coding region: 1073-2578 (501 amino acids)
Biological process (GO): G protein-coupled receptor signaling pathway
Cellular component (GO): membrane
Molecular function (GO): thyrotropin-releasing hormone receptor activity
Source: RefSeq, a predicted model, not a curated record